GUCGUCGUGGAAGAGCAAAGGCGAAGAGUGGAGAGUGGAGGUGCGAACAAGCCGAGGUGAAGUCAGAGACAACUAGACCAGUAGAACUCGCGAUGAGGAUAAAGCAUGAAUAAUAAACGAUUGUCUGGCUUGAGAUAGCCCGUCCGGAGGCAGUGGAGUCCGAUAAGAGUGUCUCUCAUUCUCCUCACUCAGUCCCACUGAAUUCCGGCGCCGUGACCGGCCGGGCAUCGCCGACGACGCAGUGCAAACAGCGCAAACAGGGCACGGGAUCUCGUAUCAUUGUUGUUCCGUCGGCGAUCCGUACUUGCCGCUUUGGGAUCUGCCGCCGGCUGCCGCCCCCCGCGAGCUGCCGGCUGGGCUAGCCGCAUUGGGCAGGCCGUGCUUAUUGAAUCACUGCCUACAGGCUGCCAGCUCAGCUCAGCUCAGCUCAGCUCAUGAACCUCGAGGGUUUUGCCUGCCAGGUGAAGAAGACAUGCCGUCGCCAGAGUCUCUCAUCAAAAGACAUCCGCUGCAAUGGAUGAGCAGCCCUUCAAGGGGGUUCUCCGCCCUGGUCCAUGUGGCUGGACUGGCGAGCUUCGCUUCUUCGUUCAAAUAUUUACAUGACAACCCCAACAUAGCGAACGAGGCCUACGGAUGGCAUUUCCAGUAUUUGACAAUCAUCGGGCUUACUUUGGCCACCAUAACGUUUGCAAUCGGGUUGCUGGCCGAUUUGACCUUGUCGCCUCGAUUGUUCUUGCUGAAGAACCUACUCUCCGUCUGCAGCGCUCCCAUGGAGGUGCUCAUCAGCCUGCUGUACUGGGGGUUGCGAAUGAGGAACGCUCUGACCGGUCAGAUUGACGAACGCCUGGUGGUGCCCGAAUGGGCUGAGAUGAGCUUGGUAGCCGCCUGUCCAUCCACGUCCCUAUUGACAGUGACAGAUAUCGGUUUCCACGCGAUUCCGUCCAUCGUCAUGCUGGUUGACUUGGUUCUCCUGUCUCCGCCAUGGACCGUCACCAUCCUCCCCGCCCUGGGUCUAUCGAGCGUGAUUGCGUUUGGGUAUUGGUUCUGGGUUGAGCUGUGUUUCUCUCACAAUGGAUGGUACCCAUAUCCCAUCUUCGAACAACUUCCCGCACCCGGCCGUGCCGGUCUUUUCAUCGGCAGCGCCGUCGUGAUGGCCUUGACUACUGCAACCUUGAAAUGGUUGCAUGGACGUGUCAAUGGAUUUGGCACCCCCACUGCGCCUCAUGCUCGUCCUGGGGCUAUCAACAAAAACGGCUCCCUGUGA
This is a messenger RNA of Penicilliopsis zonata CBS 506.65, 1264 nucleotides long. RefSeq lists its product as hypothetical. Gene Ontology annotation, cellular component: membrane; endomembrane system. The coding region runs from base 473 to 1264 and encodes 263 amino acids. The record is from RefSeq and is a predicted model, not a curated record. The transcript is spliced from 7 exons. NCBI's taxonomy places the organism in Eukaryota, Fungi, Ascomycota, Eurotiomycetes, Eurotiales, Aspergillaceae.